Bipolaris maydis ATCC 48331 is the source of this 588-nucleotide messenger RNA. NCBI's taxonomy places the organism in Eukaryota, Fungi, Ascomycota, Dothideomycetes, Pleosporales, Pleosporaceae. The record is from RefSeq and is a predicted model, not a curated record.
AUGGAUAUGCAAAACAACCAGCUUGCGAAGGAUCAGUGCGGACACCCCGUAAUUCUGACGCCGGAGUUUUAUGUGAAUACGGGAUCUCCGGUAGAUUUAGACACACACCCAGAAGACAUCCAAAUCAAGGGCAACUUGGCCAAGCCACAAUUUCCGUCUAUUGAGAGCGUACUCCAAGAUAAUCCAGGUGGUUUGAUACGCCGCGGUGCUAUCAAAAGGCCUAGCAUGAAGAAGAGGCAUGAUAGCCAUGCUUCUAAAACGUCUGUUUCCACUUUGAACUCAGAUCAUGCUUCGGUAGACGGUCGAGAUGAAGAUAUGCCUUCUGAACGCCGCUUUAGCUUUGGACAGAUUUCCGAUCAGCCGUCCUCUGAAUUCACUGGCCUAGCAACUACGGGAGACUAUACGAGUAGCCAGGUUCCGGAAGGUGCCCGCUCAUCGGAUGUUCGUAGGGUGGAGCUCUUCGAGACUUACAUGACAGUUUCGAGGACGCCUCGUAAUAUGACGGUGACUGUUAGUCGCCCUUCACGGUUUGUAGAGCACCUGAAUGAAUCGUCUGAGGAGGUUUACCAGUACAAAGGUAAGGAAUAG